AUGUUCAAAUUAAUCACCUCCGCCGUAUCUGACGCCUGCUCACGGUGGUGGGGAAGCGCCAAUGGCGCCGACGAAGAAGUCAUUAGCACCGUUCUCAUCAUCGCUGCUAUGCUUUCUAUAUUCUGGCUUGUAUGGAUGUUGAUAUCAAAGGACGCCCACCCGCCACUGCCGCCCGGCCCACGAUCUCUGCCACUUGUCGGAAACCUCCUGUCUCUUGAUCCAGAGCUCCACUCCUACUUCGCCUCUCUCGCAAAGACCUACGGUCCGAUUUCCAGGCUCUGGCUCGGUAAAAAACUGGGAAUCCUGAUCACCUCCCCGGCCUUGGCCCGUGAAGUUCUUAAACUCAACGACACCACCUUCGCCAACAGAGAUAUUCCGGUUGCUGGCGUCGAGGCGGCGUAUGGUGGAAACGAUAUUGUCUGGUCCCCAUAUGGCGAUCAAUGGCGGAUGUUGAGAAAGAUUGUUGUUCGUGAAAUGCUUAGCAACCAAACUUUGGAUUCCGUUUACUCUCUCCGGCGGAGAGAGAUCCGUAACACCGUGAAUUACUUGUACAACCGGGCCGGAUCGCCGGUCAACGUAGGUGAACAGAUGUUCUUGACCGUGUUGAAUGUGAUUACCGGUAUGAUGUGGGGCGGCACGGUGAAGGCGGAGGAUAGGGAGAGCCUUGGAGCGGAGUUCCGGCAAGUGAUCAACGAGAUGACCGGAUACUUAGGGAUGCCGAACUUGUCUGACUUUUAUCCGGGUCUAGCCAGGUUUGAUCUUCAGGGAGUUCAAAAAAACAUGAAAGUGUUGGCGAAAAGAUUCGAUGCAAUAUUUGAGACGAUGAUUGCUCAAAGGAGGAAGAUGAGUGGCGAUGAAAACAAAGACUUUUUACAGUACUUGUUGCAGCGUGAAGACGACAAAGAUUCCAAAACACCAUUCACAAUGAUGCAUCUAAAAGCCUUGCUCAUGGAUAUGGUGGUCGGAGGGACGGAUACGACUUCAAAUACCGUCGAGUUUGCUCUGGCUGAAAUGAUGAACAAACCGGAAAUCCUGAAAAAGGCACAACAAGAAUUAGAAACGGUGGUCGGAAAAGACAACAUAGUGGAGGAAUCCCACAUCAACAAACUGCCAUACUUAUACGCUAUCAUGAAAGAAGUUCUUCGUUUACACCCAACACUUCCGCUAUUGGUCCCACAUUGCCCAAGUGAGUCGUGUGUAAUCGGUGGUUACAUGGUUCCAAAAGGUGCUCGAGUGUUCAUCAAUGCCUGGGCAAUACAUAGAGACCCAACCAUUUGGGAAAACCCAUCGGAGUUUAGUCCUGAAAGGUUCUUGGUUAACGAGUGGGAUUAUAGUGGCAAUGACUUCAAUUAUUUUCCAUUUGGUUCUGGAAGGAGGAUAUGUGCAGGGACUGCAAUGGCGGAGCGAAUGUUUAUGCUUUUGCUUGCGUCGCUUAUUCAUUCGUUUGACUGGGAAUUGGCUCCCGGAGAGAAGCAUGAUCUAUCUGAAAAGUUUGGGAUUGUGUUGAAGAAGAAGGUUGCUCUCAUGGCAAUUCCCACACCAAGAUUCUCAAGCUCGACUGUGUACGAGUGACAUAAUUAAGUUGUAUACGGGCUACCACUUCCAAGUUAUACAUGAUGUUCAAUCUAAAGUACUGUUAAUAUCUUUGCAAGCAGUAACAUAUACCUUUUAUACUAUUAUCUUCAAGAUGAAUAUACUAUUGUUUCCUCGAUAGAAGAUGUUAAAGAAAC
Lactuca saligna is the source of this 1730-nucleotide messenger RNA. The record is from the annotation of a GenBank genome assembly. Lineage: Eukaryota; Viridiplantae; Streptophyta; Magnoliopsida; Asterales; Asteraceae.